CCGGUUAAUUAGAUAUUUUACGGUUAAAUUUGGAUGAAAGCAUGGCUUCCAAAGUUGCCAGUAAAGCUGGGAAGAAAAUUGCAGGAGGAGGAGAUUUAAUGUCUCCAUUGAGAUUAUAUAUACCAGCACAGAAAGCAACCACUUCAAUACUGGGACGUACACUAGGACAAAGAGGCAUAAAUAUUGGUCUUUUCUGCAAAGAUUUCAACGAACAGACGAAAGACAUCAAAGAGAACAUCCCCAUUCCAACCAGAAUCCACGUUAACCCUGACAGAUCAUACUCAAUAGAAAUCACCUCACCCCCUGUAUCCUACUUCCUCAAAGCAGCUGCAGGAAUAGAGAAAGGAGCAUCUCACCAAGGUAAAGAAGUAGCAGGGACUGUGUUGCUGAAGCAUGUGUACGAGAUUGCACGUGUCAAGUCUCAGGACUCCGCCCUAAAGAGACUCCCAUUGGAGGGGAUCUGCAGACUCAUAAUUGGUUCCGCGAGAAGCAUGGGAAUUAAAGUUUUAAAAAAAGAGCGAACAUACAGAAACAAUUAAUGAUAUAAUUAUUCAUAAACUCUCAUUGUAAUAUAUUUGUGUGAUACAAUUUAAUUAAUUUUCGAUAGUGAAGUUAUAAUAAAUUCAA
This is a messenger RNA of Amphimedon queenslandica, 627 nucleotides long. RefSeq names its product 39S ribosomal protein L11, mitochondrial-like. The transcript is spliced from 4 exons. Gene Ontology annotation, molecular function: structural constituent of ribosome; large ribosomal subunit rRNA binding. Bases 42 to 539 code for a protein of 165 amino acids. Gene Ontology annotation, biological process: translation. NCBI's taxonomy places the organism in Eukaryota, Metazoa, Porifera, Demospongiae, Haplosclerida, Niphatidae. Gene Ontology annotation, cellular component: mitochondrial large ribosomal subunit; ribosome. The record is from RefSeq and is a predicted model, not a curated record.